Molecule: messenger RNA, 477 nt
Organism: Microthlaspi erraticum
Lineage: Eukaryota; Viridiplantae; Streptophyta; Magnoliopsida; Brassicales; Brassicaceae
Source: the annotation of a GenBank genome assembly
AUGGAGACUGCGAUAUGUGGGAGAUUAGCUCUCGCACCAAGCUCUCUCUUCAAUUCCAAAUCAGGGGACAAACACUCAGUCUCAAAAGGACCAUGUCUGAAUCGUGGCGUCCUCAUGACCUUCUCUACAUCCGCAUUGGGUAAAGGAGGUGGUGUCUUGGACAAACCAAUCAUAGAGAAAACCACUCCUGGUCGUGAAUCCGAAUUCGAUCUAAGGAAAUCAAAGAAGAUGGCUCCACCAUACAGAGUGAUGCUACACAACGACAACUUCAACAAGAGGGAAUACGUUGUUCAGGUGCUGAUGAAGGUUAUACCGGGAAUGACCGUGGACAACGCUGUUAACAUCAUGCAAGAAGCACACGUCAACGGUUUAGCGGUCGUGAUCGUCUGUGCUCAGGCCGACGCAGAGCAGCACUGUAUGCAGCUUCGUGGCAACGGCCUUCUCAGCUCCGUUGAGCCUGACGGUGGUGGCUGCUGA